GGAGAGGGGACCUAUAGGUGCCAUUGUUUCCUCUUUAAUCAAUAUCAACCAUCUUCAUUUUAUCAUUACUCUGAGUUUGAUCAUCAAUUCAGUAGAGCAAGCACAUGGGUAGUUACGUUUCAACUCAAACUCAGCAGGAGUCUUCUGCAAUGAAGAAGGUACAAGUGUUGUUCGGGUCCAACGACGACGUCGUUAAACCUCCCCUCAUCAAUGGCGAUCUUCCCUCCAAAUCACUCCGGUCUUUUCGAGAUUACGGGAGUAAAGAACAGAUAUAUUUUGACUCACAAGCAUGGUUAGAGUCAGACUGUGAUGAUGAUUUCAUGAGUGUUAAUGGUGAAUUUACUUCAUCAAGAGGCAAUACACCGGUCCACCAUAACUUCUCUUCAGGCAACAACAAACCUCAUGCUGCUGUGUUUCCAUAUGAUGAGCCAUCUCCAACUGGAUCAGAAAAGAAAAUUAGCCUUUUAGACCUUUUUAAAGAAAGCCUAAGAGUUAGCUAUCAUUUUGAAGAUGGUGAACCACUGCAAAAUGGGGUGAACUUGAAAGCGGAAAGCCCCCUUGUGCAUGGCGGUGAAGCGGUGACAAACAAUGGUCGUGGGUCGAAGACAAAGAAGGAAAGGUUCGGAAGUUGUUUUCCGACUAUGAUUUUUAGUCGUAGUCCAUCAACGAAUGGAAGAAAGAUGGCGAGUCCAUGCCUGGGUUAAAGCCCUAACUCGGAUGCCGGACUAGCCAGGAGCCGCUUGGUCGAAUGUAUAGUAACAAAUAAGAGAUAAUCACAGAAGUAACUAUUUUCCAUAUACUUUUAUAGUCAUGUCAAAGAUAUAUGUAAAAACCAUAGCCAUGUGAUACACAAUCCUAUGUCACUUAUCAACUUCCGCUCAUGUAUCAAACUUUAAUUUCGUAAA
Messenger RNA from Helianthus annuus (common sunflower), 905 nucleotides. RefSeq lists its product as uncharacterized. The coding region runs from base 105 to 704 and encodes 199 amino acids. The transcript is spliced from 3 exons. Lineage: Eukaryota; Viridiplantae; Streptophyta; Magnoliopsida; Asterales; Asteraceae. The record is from RefSeq and is a predicted model, not a curated record.